This is a messenger RNA of Penicillium psychrosexuale, 348 nucleotides long. RefSeq lists its product as uncharacterized. The record is from RefSeq and is a predicted model, not a curated record. Bases 1 to 348 code for a protein of 115 amino acids. Lineage: Eukaryota; Fungi; Ascomycota; Eurotiomycetes; Eurotiales; Aspergillaceae. The transcript is spliced from 2 exons.
AUGGCGGUCUCGCCUGUCAAGUCACCCACGAAAACCUCCGCUCUGCCACCAUUUACAGAUCCCCCUGGCUGGACCUCGAACCCAUCAAAUCCUCUUUAUCAGGAAGAGUGGAUAGGCGCCGACUCCGAAGGCCAAAUAAUUGCUCGAGACUAUGGUCUCCAACCAGGACAGCCGGUUAUGGAGGAUGAUUACGGGUGGCACACAAUUAUCCUGUCUGGCAAUAAGUUCUAUCUUUGGGGGCGGUUGAACGACGAAGUCGAAGAAUUUGUGUCUCAAGAUAUCCGCGAGAUCACUUCUUCGAUAUCCCAGUCGGGGCUUAAAGAGCUAGCCAGAAAGCCUCUUCCUUAA